Molecule: messenger RNA, 1282 nt
Organism: Bombyx mori (domestic silkworm)
Lineage: Eukaryota; Metazoa; Arthropoda; Insecta; Lepidoptera; Bombycidae
Exons: 1
Coding region: 453-1205 (250 amino acids)
Molecular function (GO): oxidoreductase activity
Source: RefSeq, a predicted model, not a curated record
UGCGAUUCGGUUAGAAGAGUGCGCAGCCGUUGUACUGCAAUAAGUGAGACUGUGAACUCAAGUCUUAAAGUAGAUGGUUGAUGUCUAUGGGCUUGAGUGCCCACUUAACACCGGGUGGGCCGUAAAAAUCAACCUGAAGCGGAAGAGGACGUCAAAUAAAAAAAAUAAAAAAAACUAAAAUAAUUUAACAGUUUAAAUGACCUUAAAUUACUGUCUAUCUUUACAAUUUACAUUUAACAAAAAAAAAACCUAUUAGAACCACAACGUUUGUUACCACGCAUAUGUCAUGUCGUAUAUUAUUAUGUUAGUGCGUAUUUAUAAAUAGUUUCCACUAAACGAGUCGCCUUCUCGAUUAUUUGUUUGUAAUAGAUAAUAGAUAAGGAAUAGGCACGUUUUGUCGUAUCAAUAAAUACCAUUCAGUUCACGCAGGGACCUUGAACGGAGUAGACGUUAUGAGUUUCACAAAUAAAGUGGUUCUCGUCACCGGCGGCAGCUCGGGUAUCGGUGCCUCUGCCGCCGUACACUUCGCUAAGGAAGGUGCGGACGUGGCCAUAGUAGGUCGUAACGUUACGAAACUGGACAACGUGGCCCGGGAAUGUGCGCAGGUCGGCAAAAAGCCGCUCAUCAUUAAAGCUGACAUUUCAAAUGACGAAGAAGCGAAGAACAUCGUCCAACAAACCAUUGACGCCUUCGGGAAGCUAGAUGUGCUCAUUAACAACGCUGCAAUGAACAAAGCCGGGUCCCUGCUCGCUGGCAACCUCCUUGAAUCGUACGACGCAGUCACAGCGACUAAUCUGAGAGCGGUCAUUUUGAUAACGAGCCUCGCAGCUCCGCACCUCAUCGAGACGAAGGGAAACAUCAUAAACGUAUCCAGUAUCGGCGGAACCAUGGUACCAAUGCCAGGGUUUCUUGCAUACUGCAUGGGGAAAGCUAGUUUGAAUCAUUUUACGCGUGGUAUUGCCUUGGAAUUAGCUCCUCGUGGUGUCAGAGCAAACAUCAUCAGUCCAGGUCCUGUUUUAACUGAUAUCCUUGAGAAUUCUGAUAAUGAGAUUACCUGGGACAAUUUGAAGACUGCCACGGCUUUGAAAAAAAUAGGCGAACCGUCAGAAAUUGCCGAGUUGAUGUUGUUCCUGGCAAGUGACAAAGCUAGAAGCAUAACUGGAUCGAACUACGUCUCCGACAAUGGAAUGCUGCUGCUCAGAUGAAGACAUGUAAUAAUUUUGUAAUAACGUAUGCAUGCUUGUAAUAAAUGCAAUGCAUGUAAUAAAUGCAAUACAUUCUA